Neodiprion virginianus is the source of this 5410-nucleotide messenger RNA. It is a transcript of the gene Syp, whose product is annotated as heterogeneous nuclear ribonucleoprotein R-like. The record is from RefSeq and is a predicted model, not a curated record. Gene Ontology annotation, molecular function: mRNA binding. Lineage: Eukaryota; Metazoa; Arthropoda; Insecta; Hymenoptera; Diprionidae. The transcript is spliced from 13 exons. Gene Ontology annotation, cellular component: ribonucleoprotein complex; nucleus. Bases 621 to 2618 code for a protein of 665 amino acids.
UGGGGCGCGAAUACAUUUGCACGUUUUGUGUACCUACCGACGUGAACUCACACAGGCGGCGAACCGCGAAGCAAGACAAGGAAAAGCAGACGGUUGAAUCGGAUUGGGGCGCAAGCAAGCAAACUGGUUUGGUUUUGUAGGGCUUGCACCAUUGCACCGUUCUCUCGGCGACAGUCCAAUUUAUGCAUUACGCGGCUAUGUAGGCACUCUACGAUAUCAAAACUACGCUGUGCCCCGGACCAUACUAUCAUUGCAAUAUUGCAACACCAAAGUGCCUACGCGAAAUUACAAAACACUGGUGAAAUCAAACUUAAUAUCGGUUCGACGUCGAUAUAUUGUGAUUCUAUGCAAUUUUUGCGCGGAUCUACUCAAACUAAAAACAAUAAUUAAAAAUAAAUUAUCGCACGUCAAGGCAGUGGCUAAAUUUGAAAACCAUAUUAUAAUACAACGUGUUAACUAUAAUAACUCGGUAGUGUUCUCGUUAUAAAAUAAUUCAACACACCUCUAAUGACUAUGAGCGUUAAAUGUAUGAGUUUUAAAAAAAAUUAAUAUACUUGAUCAUUGUGCUUUGUAUUGAAAAUUGUUUCAUUUCGCAAAAUUAUAUUUCCAUCGGAAGAGCUAUGGCAGAGGGGAAUGGGGAAUUAAAAAUGGAGGAAAAGCAACCAAAGGACGGAAUGGAAUACAUCGAGAGAACGGAGGACUACGCGAAACUCGUACAGUACGGACUCGACGAGAAGGUGGCAGGAAAGCUGGACGAAAUUUACAAAACUGGAAAAUUGGCUCACGUAGACCUUGAUGAAAGAGCUCUGGAUGCCCUGAAAGAAUUUCCUGUAGACGGUGCAUUGAAUGUACUCACACAAUUUCUUGAGUCCAAUCUGGAGCACGUUUCGAACAAGUCCGCUUACCUAUGCGGUGUCAUGAAAACUUAUAGACAAAAGAGUCGCGCCGGUCAAGGAGCUGGGGCUAGCACAACUCCAAAAGCGCCCGAUGAGGACAAGAUCAAGAUGAUAUUAGAGAGGACUGGGUAUUCCUUAGAUGUUACAACUGGUCAAAGAAAGUACGGUGGUCCUCCCCCAGGUUGGGAGGGUCCCACACCAGGGAAUGGUUGUGAGGUGUUUUGUGGUAAAAUUCCAAAAGAUAUGUACGAGGAUGAAUUAAUUCCAUUGUUCGAGAAAUGUGGCAUGAUUUGGGAUUUGAGACUGAUGAUGGAUCCCAUGACUGGUUCCAACAGGGGAUAUGCAUUUAUCACGUUCACUAACAGGGAAGCUGCUCAACAGGCAGUUAGAGAGCUCGAUAAUCACGAAAUAAAACCCGGCAAGAGUCUGAAAGUAAACAUUAGUGUUCCUAAUCUACGACUUUUCGUGGGGAACAUACCAAAGUCAAAAGGCAAAGAGGAGAUCUCGGACGAAUUUGGUAAAUUAGCAGCUGGCCUGACAGAGGUGAUUAUCUACAGCUCACCGGAUGACAAGAAGAAGAACAGGGGAUUCUGCUUUCUGGAGUAUGAGUCUCAUAAAUCAGCCUCUCUUGCUAAGAGGAGAUUAGGCACUGGUCGUAUCAAGGUCUGGGGUUGUGACAUCAUAGUUGAUUGGGCUGAUCCUCAGGAAGAACCUGAUGAGCAAACCAUGUCCAAAGUACGAGUACUAUAUGUGAGGAAUCUAACACAAGAUUGCUCAGAAGAAAAACUGAAGGAAUCUUUUGAGCAAUUUGGAAAAAUUGAGAGGGUGAAAAAAAUCAAGGAUUAUGCCUUUAUACAUUUUGAAGAUAGGGAUAAUGCUGUUAAGGCAAUGCGCGAGUUAAAUGGAAAAGAAAUGGGUGGUUCCUACAUAGAAGUUUCACUAGCAAAACCACCGUCGGACAAAAAGAAAAAAGAAGAAAUCCUUCGAAAUAGAGAACGCAGAAUGCUGCAAAUGAUGCAAGUUCGCGGCGGAGGUUCCCCGUCUCAUACAAGUAUGAUGGGAGGUCCCAUGCAAGUUCGAGGCCCAGGUGGUCAAGGACUUCGAGGCGCUGGUGCUGGUAUACGUGGAGCCAUGGGUCGUGGCGAUUAUGCUGUCAAGGAGAUAGAUUAUGAUUACGACUAUUACGGUUAUGGGGAUUAUCGAGGUGGCUACAGUGAUCCAUAUUACGAUGACUAUUAUCGAUACGAAGAUUACUAUUUCGAUUACGCGCCGCCUCCGCCACCUGCCAGAGGGAGGGGCAGGCAGCCUCAACCGGCUGGUGGGCGUGGCGUAAUGCCACGUGGCAGGGUCGGUGGCUCCCAGGCCCGUGGCCCGGUCAGGGGGGGGCGCAACCCCGCAACCUCAGGGACCCGUGGGGCUCAGCGGCCAGCCGCUCGUGGGGGGGUCCGCGCCAAGGGAAGUUUACCAGGUGAGGAUGCAGGUAAGCGAAAAUUUGACGGGGGUCACCAGAACCAGGGGGAAUGUAAACGUCGCUUCCAGAGCAGCUGGGGAAACCAGCCCCUCGCCCAACAGCCAUUGGGGAAUUCGUACAGAUUGGCGAGUGUGAAUGGUGGUGGUGGCGGCGGCAGUGGCACUGGGUUUGGUGACAGGGGUACCACUGUUGGAGGUGCCUCCAACGAUGAUCAUCAAUGGUAUCAAGAUUCUUAUCAAUCCUGGAGCUAACUUCUACCAGUCUGUGAGUGAAUAAGCUAAUGAUAACGCAACCCAUCCGUACUAUUAUAUUAUUACCAACCAACUAUUUUAAAUGUAAUGAAACAACCAGCCGUCAAGGCCGCUGUGCUAUGCGCCACCACCAUUGUUCGUCGUUGUGAUUUUUAAGUACAGUGAUGUGCCACUGAGACUAUGUUACGCUGGAGUGACUACCCAACCACCCCGUACUAUUAUUAAAUUAAUUAUAUAACUAUUCUAAGUAACAUUACUAUUAGUACUACUGUUACUUCUACUGUUACUGCUGCUGCUGCUACAGCUACAGCUACUGCUACUGCUACCGCUACUGCUACUGCUACUGCUACUGCUACUAGAACUACAACUACGGCUAAGACUACGGCUGGGGCUACGGCUACGGCAACCACUACUAAUUACUUUUUAGCUACUGUUACUGUUACUACUACUACUGCUGCUGCUGCUGUUAUUGCUACUGCUACUGCUACUGCUACUGCUACUGCUACUGCUACUGCUACUGCUACUGCUACUUCUGCUUCUACUGUUAGGCCACCACUGCUACUGCUACUGCUACUGCUACUGCUACUGCUACUGCUACUGAUACUGCUACUGCUACUGCUACUGCUACUAACUACUAACUACCACCACAACUACAACCACCACUACCGAUACUUAUACUACUUCUACUGCUGCUGUUACUGCUACUACUACUGCUCCUACUACUGCUCCUACUAUUACUCCUACUAUUGCAUCGUCACAUUGUUUACUACUGCCAAACUAAGGAAAUGAGAGAGUAAUAGAAAAGAAGAACUGUCGGCGAUGUUGACAUUGGGAUUGUGAUGGCUCGUAUUAAGUAAAGUGGGACUCGUUGGAGCCUGCAAAUUAUUACGUGAUGCGUAGGUUCUAAGAUGAAGUAACAUUGAAGAGUGAACGAGAAGACGCGAUAGACGAACAGAGAGAAAGGUAGAGUGUGUCUGUGUGUGUAUGUGUGCGUGAUAGUGCGCCAAGCGCUGCUAGACCUUCUAUUGUUGGUCUAUAAUGUGUACAGUCAGUGAAACUAUUAUUAUUAAGGGUCAGGCAUAUUUGGUGAGAGGCAGAGAUUGUUAUGCACCAAUGGAGUAAUCCUUUGUCUAACGAUCUCUCCACAAGUUUUUUUAAUUAAGGUCACGUAAGGAAGUGAGAUUGCUAGAUUGCUAUAUAGUAUUGAAAGAAGUGGAGAUGAGACAGUCUAAAAAAAACCUCUUGUUCAUUAGGUCUUUCAAUUACAGUAUCCAGAAAAAUAUAUAAAAUACAUACGUCUAAAUUAUCUUAUAUUUAUUUGUUGUAAAUGCGUAUUUGCACCAAGGAAAGAAAAAAAAGGAUUAAAGUUUUUAUAAAAUAAACUAUUUAAUAAGGGAAGACGAGUACUAGAAAGUAUGAAUAAAGAGAAAUGAUUGAUAAAUAAGUUAUUAAAAAGAGUUAAACGUGUGAGAGAAUAUUAAGAAAGCCAUUUUUUUCGGAAUUUUCCGCAAAAUUCAAAUAUGUACGGUAGAGAAAAUCUGACUAUGGAAACGAAAACUUGAUGAUGACUUGAAACUCAAUUGAUAAUGGUAGUUACAGAUUGAAAAUAGAUUGAUAAAUGUACGCAGUGUAUACAAUGCAUGAAACACAUACAGCACACACUUUUGGGUGUUGACUUUGUUAUUAUUGUUAGCCUGUUAGUUAAUUGAUAAGAGUUGUAAGUGCGGGCUAUAGUCGGGUCGCUGUCCCUGGAGCCCAGACAACCCCCUUGUUCUGGAGAUAAAUCAAGAUGAAAUAGAAUCUAUUGAAACGUACAUAUUACCAGCACCCCCUGAACAAAGAAAUGAAACAAAAAAGGAUUAAAAAUGAUUGGAAAAAAAAAACAAAAAAAAAAUUAAAUAAACGAUACACAAUACACAAUUUCUUCACAAGGUACGAGUUUAUUAGCCCAUGGAAUCAUGAAUAAGUAAUUAGAAAAGAAAACCUCGGGGCUUCUCUACUAAAUGGGAGAAUGCAAACCAUUCUCUAAUCUAUACAAAAAUAAUACAAUUAUACUAUUCGACCUCACUGAUAUAAUCAUGAUAAAUGAGGUAUUGAAAUAUAAAUCACAAAUGCAAACCAAUAGUAAUAAAUAAAGUAAGGCUUGUAUCAUGGAUAACCAAUAUCACUUCUAAGUGAUGAAAUAAAAAAAGAAGUGAAAAAAACAGGAAAAAUGUCUGGAUAAAGGUUGAUUGCUCGCAACCCCCCUUAUUUAUGAGCAUCUUGUUAACUUUUAUUAAUGUUUUACGUAACUCUAACCCCCCUCCCCCCUCAUUGAUACACUGUUAUCGCAGUAGAGCGAUGAGGUGCUACAUUUAUUAUUGAUAAUAAUGAUAAUAAUAAUAAUAAUUAUAAUAUUAGAAAUAGUAAUAACAAUAAUAAUUACUGUGCCUCGGUAGACGUCUUUAUACGAUUAUAUUGUAAUGAGAGAAAAUCCCCUCUUCCAAAAAAUCUUGCGUAAAACAACACGAUGCUAAACUAGUUUACCUUCUAUCCUAUUUAUAAAAGCAUAAUAUUGAUGAUACAAUACUAUUAUUAUUAACAAUAUAUUAAGAAUGAUAUUGCUAAUUAUACUGACAAUGAGUGGAUUUUUACGACAUGAUGAAUGAUAACAUUUCACAUAUAAAUUUUUGGCCCGAGUCGAUUAAAAUUUUAUUCUAUACAUAAUGUAGCGUAAGAAAAAAAAAAAAGAAGAAUACACUCAAGAUGUGAUUACAGAUUGGUAUUUGACUAGGGCAAUGGGACCAUGACAC